Molecule: messenger RNA, 1251 nt
Organism: Limanda limanda (common dab)
Lineage: Eukaryota; Metazoa; Chordata; Actinopteri; Pleuronectiformes; Pleuronectidae
Product: relaxin-3 receptor 1-like
Exons: 3
Coding region: 1-1251 (416 amino acids)
Biological process (GO): immune response; G protein-coupled receptor signaling pathway
Cellular component (GO): membrane
Molecular function (GO): somatostatin receptor activity
Source: RefSeq, a predicted model, not a curated record
AUGCAGAGCAACAGCAGCGCCUCCGCAGCGCUGAGUGCGUGUGGAGAGGAGGACGAGCGGGAGAUCUCCAGAGUGGUCGGUGCCACCGGAGCAGCCUCCAGCCUGGCUCCUCUCAACAUCUCCCUGAGCUGCUGGCUGCACGUCCUCUCCAAGGAGUCCUCCCUGGACCUGCACGGAGACGGCGCCAACCUGGCCGUGCGAGUGCUCAUCGCCCUGGUCUACCUAGUGGUGUGUGUGCUGGGGCUUGUGGGUAACUUCCUGGCACUCUUCCUGCUCCACUCCCGCCGCCGGGGCCACCACCACUCCUCCAUCGACUGCUUCGUGAUGAGCCUGGCGCUGACCGACCUCCAGUUCGUCCUCACCUUGCCCUUCUGGGCCAUAGACACGGCGCUGGACUUCCGCUGGCCCUUCGGCCGCAUCAUGUGCAAGAUCGUCAGCUCGGUCACCACCAUGAACAUGUACGCCAGCGUCUAUUUCCUCACCGCCAUGAGUGUGACCCGCUACCGCUCCCUGGUUACCUCACUGAAGAUGGAGAGCCCAAGGAUCGCCACUGCUCGGGCCAAGUGGGGCAGUCUAACCAUCUGGGUGGUGUCACUGGUGGCUACGCUGCCUCAUGCCUUCUACUCCACCACAGUCCAGGUGUCUGCUGAUGACGAGCUGUGCUUGGUGCGGUUCUCUGACUCCGACUCGGGCCACUGGGAUCCACAAGUCCUGCUCGGACUCUAUCAGAUGCAAAAGGUCCUCUUAGGAUUCGUCGUGCCCUUGAUUAUCAUCAGUGUGUGCUACCUCCUGCUCCUGAGGUUCAUCCUGAACCGCCGCAUCGUGGGCAGUGUGGUCAGUGGAAGCGAAACCGAGAAGUCCGAGAGCGAGAGGGGACGCAAGCGCCGCCGCUCCAAGGUCACCCGCUCCGUCACCAUCGUAGUUCUGUCCUUUUUCAUCUGCUGGCUGCCCAACCAGGCUCUCACCAUGUGGGGGGUGUUAAUCAAGUUUGACCUGGUGCCCUUCAGUAAAGCCUUCUACAACGCGCAGGCCUACGCCUUCCCCCUGACCGUGUGUCUGGCCCACGCCAACAGCUGCCUCAACCCGGUGCUCUACUGCCUGAUCCGACGGGAGUACAGGGCUGGACUGAAGGAGCUUCUGCUCAGGGUGUCUCACUCCGUCCAACGUGUCUUCACCCUGGUUCUGAGAGGGAGACGAGUGGAGGAGGCACCGUCCAGCCUGGACGGGAUACACAAAGACAUUAACUUGUGA